CCGAUCAGUAGCAUUUGUGGCUUCCAAGUGGCCACACAUGAUGGAUAGUACAGAGUUGGAAAUUAUGGAUCAGCAGCCAGACAUCUAUCAAGAUUCAGUGGUUUUUAUAACAGGAGCCACUGGUUUUGUGGGGAAGACACUGCUGGAGAAACUGCUCUGGAGUUUUCCACAAAUCAAGCGUAUAUACAUGCUGAUCCGCCCCAAGGGAGGAGUCACAGUGGAAGAGCGUUUCCGGGUUUUCCUCCAGAACCCCAUAUUCGAGAGGCUAAGAAGCAACCAUCCGGAUAGGCUGAAGAAAAUCUUUCACUUUUCUGGCAAUAUUGAAGACGACAACUUUGGUUUAAAUGAGUCGGACAGGAAAGUGUUGUGCGCCGAGGUAAACAUUAUUUUCCACAGUGCCGCCACGGUGCGCUUUAAUGAGUGUCUUAAGGUGGCUGCUCGUGUCAACUCCCAAGCCACCUACAAUCUUCUUGAGCUCUGCAGGGAGAUGACUCACUUGAGGAGCUUUUUGUAUGUUUCAACCGCCUACUGCAAUCCAGGUCGUAAGUAUGUGGAUGAGGUGGUGUACCCCACCAUGCCGCCAGUGGAUUGGCGUCAGUUUCUGGCUGCCACACAAAAAAUACCGGAUGACUAUCUAAACCGUUUAGCGGACUAUAUAAAGGGCCCUCAUGUCAAUACCUAUACCUUUACAAAAUCCAUUGCCGAACAAAUAGUGAACGCUUACAAGAAUGUGAUUCCGAUUGUUAUCGUGAGACCAUCUAUUGUUACGGCUGCCUAUCGGGAACCUUAUCCAGGAUGGAUUGAUAAUAUCCAGGCCAUUAGUGGUAUAAUGAUGGAGAUUGGCAAGGGGGGAAUCAGUAGUAUUCUGGGCGAUAAAGACCUAAUAUGCGAUAUUAUCCCUGUGGAUUUUGUGGUGAAUGCAAUGAUUAUGAUGGUCGGCAAAGCAAAGCUGGGAAGCUUGAGCAUCUGUAAUGCCACCUCGGGUGUCACCAAUCCCAUCACCUGGCAACAUUUGGGAGAACUCACCAUGAAGUGGUCUCGCAUUUAUCCCACACGGCGUAUGAUUAUGUUUCCUAACUUCAAAUAUCGGUGCAGUGCCUUCAAGCAUGAAUUGGCCGUUUGGGCUUUGCACUUUGUUCCUGCCCUUCUAAUGGAUUUACGGACCCUGGUGUUGGCCCAAAAGAAAAGGCUAGUAACGCCUAUAGCUAAGAAGUUCCGACAAGCCUGUUUGGCAGGAAGCUUUUUCUCUCUUAACGAAUGGAUCUUCAAGAACCAAAGUCGCUAUUAUUUCAGAGAAGUAAUCAAAAAUGGGUUGUAUCCUAUGCUCUAUUGGAAUCUUGAUGAAUUGGACUAUGAUGAUUAUGUGCGACGUCAUAUGAUUGGCAUUAACAAAUAUCUUCAUCGGGAAAAGUUCACUUUUGAAUCAAAUAAAUUAAUGGUGACCAGAGUCUACUGGUUCUGGAUAUUCCUGCAUUUAUUAUCAUACCUUCUACUAGUCUAUGUCAUAUUUUAG
Molecule: messenger RNA, 1513 nt
Organism: Drosophila bipectinata
Lineage: Eukaryota; Metazoa; Arthropoda; Insecta; Diptera; Drosophilidae
Product: putative fatty acyl-CoA reductase CG5065
Biological process (GO): long-chain fatty-acyl-CoA metabolic process
Cellular component (GO): peroxisome
Molecular function (GO): alcohol-forming very long-chain fatty acyl-CoA reductase (NADP+) activity
Source: RefSeq, a predicted model, not a curated record